Molecule: messenger RNA, 2003 nt
Organism: [Torrubiella] hemipterigena
Lineage: Eukaryota; Fungi; Ascomycota; Sordariomycetes; Hypocreales; Clavicipitaceae
Source: the annotation of a GenBank genome assembly
AUGGUGUAUAGUUAUUUUCAUAGGAGGAAGAAGGUUUUAAAUACAGGCAGCAAUGUGACUGCGCUUUCCCUGCCAGCUGCAUUGGCACCAGCUGCCGCCUGUGCCAGCUGUCACAGGUGGCCGCCUCUCGGAGCAGAUGCCUGCCUAAGGUUUUUUGGCGGCGCCGCGGAGUGGUGUCUGGGACGACGGGCACACCAACAAACACACAACACAGAUUGCAUAGUCGACCGCUAUUUCUGCGACAUGCUCGAGCCCGCCCUCUCUAUAUAAAGACUGCACCAACCUGUGCCCUGCCGUGUGUUGCAUUGCUCAAACGCACAGUCUUCGUUUGUUCGCCGCCAUGUUUCGCUCCUAGACCGGCGUGCAUUGGCCCGACUCGCAUUAACCGCGGCCCAUAAGGUGUUGCCACAAGCCAUUCAUUCCCCCUGCUACAACAAAGCGACGCUGAGUGGCUUCAGACUCUUGGGCUUCAGGUAUAGCAAAAUGGUGGCGCCUUGUCUUACCACAGGAGGAUGGAAAGUAACGCACUAUAGUGGUGCCAUUCGAGUUGGCAAACCGCCGCCAAGCGCUGUGCGAGAGCACAGUGAGUUUUGCCAGCGGGGUAUCGAGACGAGAUAAAGCAAUGCCAGAAUUGCAAGCGAUGACGCAGCGCCAGAGUUUAAUGCAAACAGCCUUUCAUUUUUGAGGCAAUGAGACUAUCUACAUCGGCUACUUCAAUUGACCGCAGCUCAGUUCUUGGCUUCCUUUCUCCAUGGACAAUAUCCGCUGAAUCACCAAGACGGCGGACUUUCCAAGCAGGUCCGGGGUCGGUGUGGGGGCUUCUCCAAUAUCUGAAUGGGGUCAAGACUUGCGCGUGGUUGCCAUGUUACUGCUCAACUAUUCGUACUAGCGGCGGAGCCUUGGUCAGCCUCUUUAUCUUUUUUGGUAGUGGGAGACGAGCAUUUUCAGCGCUAAGCUAGUUAAGGUACGGUCUACUGAAGCCUUGCGCCGCUAGUAAAACCAGACCUUGUCGGGCAAUGUGGCGUGGGGAUUGAUAUACCCAUACAUCGCGACGGCUGGUUGGGUAGAGGUGGUUUUUUGGGCUGGGAACCAGCGCUAUUGAAACUGGAUGAGCAACAUGUCUACGUCAUGCACCAAAUCACCAAACAUGAACUUAACACUUCAUAGGCGGAGAGACACUUAAUGCCAGCGAUUGGUGGUGGGCACUGCUGGGCGCCAUUCCGUUGGCAUCUCGCGGUGCAUUCCAGUCACGCCGCCGCGAUGCCAUACAAAGCUCUUUAUGCGGCCACAACACCUGCCACGAUCGUAAUCACGAUCUGAAAAUAUACUAUUCAAAUCUUCACGUUUAUACCAUGGUUCAAUUGGCUAUUUCGUUAUUGAGAGUUCUUCAAACCGCGUUAGCUGUGGCUAACUUGGCGCUGGCAGCAUCUGUAUAUCAGAACUAUUUGUCGAACGAGCAUGUAGCGUCGCCCGGAGCGCUCGCCUUCCUCAUCUUUGCGCCGGUCGUCUCGAUCUUAUCCAUUAUAUAUCUUGAGCUGUCUCGAGCGCGUGCUGUACCAUCACAUCAGCUCAUCUGCCUCGGCCUUGAAGCUCUCAAUGCGAUUUUCUACUUUGCAGGAUUUAUUGCAUACGCCUUAUUCCUCACAUAUCUGUCGACCUGCGAAGGUGCGGCGUGUACCAUGGCCCGGGCGGCAGCCGUCAUCGCAGCCGCCGAAUUCAGCACUUGGAUCACGUCGACCGUCAUUGCGGUAAAAGAUUGGUUCGAGUCGGAGUCUACAAAAGGCGCAGUGCUCGAUGCCCAGAUGCAGCACGCGUAGAGUGCCCCGAUUGAGGCCGUCUCCGAAUCACUCUACACCACAGCGGACGAUUUUGGUACCUGGAUCGCAACCCACGAUGUUUAAGCGAAUCUUGGUUUAUUUUUAAACUGUACAAUACCCUCUACAAAUAAUUUCUACAAUAUUUGAUACAUAUAUAUUUCGCAUCUGUUUCAACUGUAUAGCGCC